Fonsecaea nubica is the source of this 1077-nucleotide messenger RNA. RefSeq lists its product as hypothetical. Gene Ontology annotation, molecular function: oxidoreductase activity. The record is from RefSeq and is a predicted model, not a curated record. Lineage: Eukaryota; Fungi; Ascomycota; Eurotiomycetes; Chaetothyriales; Herpotrichiellaceae. Bases 1 to 1077 code for a protein of 358 amino acids. The transcript has a single exon.
AUGGCCUCUUCCACUCCAACAACCACGGCUGGCUAUCGAAUAGACCUCACUGCCGGCAACUUCGAUGGCCUCAAACUGGACACUUCGAUGCCCAUCCCCUCGCUGGGCCCACAUGACUGCCUCGUGGCCAUGCGCGCAGUCUCCCUAAACUAUCGGGACAUUGCUAUGCCGCUCAGGAUAUACCCCGCCUACACUCGAGAGGAUGUCGUGCCGUGCUCAGACGCGGCCGGGGUGGUGGUCGCGGUGGGCAGCGGGGUCAAGUCCUUCGCCGUCGGGGACAAGGUAUGUCCCACCUUCUUCCAGGACUUUGAGGACGGGUACCCAACCAAGGAAUGUCGGGCGACGAGUCUGGGAGGAUUAAACGACGGGGUGCUCCGGAGACACGCCGUCUUUGCCGAGCGCGGGUUGAUCAAGAUACCUGGAUUUCUCAGUGCGCGGGAAGCGAGCACCCUGCCUUGCGCCGCAUUGACGGCGUGGAAUGCCCUGUUCGGCGUCGAGGGCCGCGCGUUGAAGCAGGGCGAUUGGGUCCUGACCCAGGGGUCUGGGGGUGUCAGUGUCUUUGCCCUGCUGUUCGCGAAGGCACUCGGUGCGCAUGUCGUCGCCACGACUGGCGACCGGGGAAAGGAGCAGAGACUACGGGAUCUCGGGGCAGACCUCGUGCUCAACUACCGCGACGACCCGACUUGGGGCGUCGCUGCGCGCGAGUACAUCGAGAAACAGGGCGGCACGGGAGCUCAACACAUCAUCGAGGUCGGUGGCGAGACGUCCAUGGAGCAGAGCCUGAAAGCCGUGGCGCCCGAAGGCAUCAUCUCCAUCAUCGGGUUCCUCGGCGGCUCAGGGACUUCGGAGAGAAAGACGGGGUUCUGGGACUGUUUCGCCAGCGCCUGUCUGGUCAGAGGCGUGCUCGUGGGCAGCAAGAGGCAGUUUCGAGAGAUGCUCGCUUUCAUGGAGGACAAGGGCGUGAGACCGGUGGUGGACGAGCAGGUCUGGGGGUUUGAGCAGGCCAAGAAGGCGUACGAGUAUCUGCGGGCGCAAAAGUUCUUUGGUAAGGUGGUGAUUGAGAUUGAAGCGUGGUAG